This is a messenger RNA of Ceraceosorus guamensis, 4663 nucleotides long. RefSeq lists its product as hypothetical. The record is from RefSeq and is a predicted model, not a curated record. The transcript is spliced from 3 exons. The coding region runs from base 379 to 4545 and encodes 1388 amino acids. NCBI's taxonomy places the organism in Eukaryota, Fungi, Basidiomycota, Exobasidiomycetes, Ceraceosorales, Ceraceosoraceae.
CACGAGGUGAUGCGAGCUCCUCUCGCCAUCCAUCCAUCCUCCUGAUCAGUCUGGCAUACGCUCCCUCAUCGUCCCAAACGCUCCCACUGCGACUUCGUACCCGUCUCCACUCAUCCUACAUUUCGUCUGACUUUCGCCUCCUUGCCCAGCACACUUUGGCCUACAAGCGAUUCACUCACCAGCAAUUCUGGUUGCGGCAGCAGAUCACAAGUCUGGCCGGUCUCAGGACCGACGUCAGCGCAAACAAUGAAGAAGGUUACUGGAAAGACGCGUCGUCAGCGGCGUUUGAUGGAUGUCAAGGUACUGUACUCCCUCGAGUCUUCACCUCACAAUGUGAUGGUGGCGUAUCCCGAUCGCCCGCUUGGUGUCGACAUAGAGAUGGAAAGCCGCGUCAGGUCGGCCUUCUCUGCAACUUCUCCUCCUGCUUCCUUGCCCACAUUUGGCCACAUAAGCCUCAAGGCAUGUCUAGGAGCCAUAUACCGCGCAUCACCUGAACUCGGCUUGGAUGAGCGCAAGGACUUCACUCUGUACGCUGUCGACCCACUAGAAUCCGCUAGGUCAGCUUCGCAGAGACAGCAUGGCUUGGUGGAUAAGGACUCUACUCGGCAACGUCUUGCUAGCAGUGGAGGAAGCGCAACGCCUGGUUCGUCGUCAUCGGCGCCACAAGCGGCACCCAUCAGCGUUGGCAAAGGUUUCUGGAGCUGGGUACUGGCUGAAGAUGGUGAAGGCACAUCUAUGGUCAUGGGCGUUGUACGCGGCCAGUACGAAGAGGAAGAGGAAUUAGAAGUGACUUUGAAGCUCAAGGAAGCUCCAAGACGAAGUCGCGAGCAAUACGAUUCGAUGUUGAAGUCGUUCUACCCCGGCAGCGCCAAGCCUACUUCCAGAAGACGACACGACUCUGGCGACGAAGGGGAUGAGGAAGGAGCCGUUCCGCCACCCCGACGGCGCCGAUUGGAAGAUCUGCGCACCAUGUCCAGUCCGCCGCCAAUGACCCAGCGGAUCGACCCUCGAAGGCCGUCUUUGUUGGGCCGCGGCAGCUCAAAGCAAGGGAAUGAUGUCGGGAUGUCCGUGUCACCAUUCGCGAUUCCCUCUGCGACGAGUAAAGAGAACGGCACCAACUCGUCUUCAAGCGAUGUGCCCGCGCUACAACUUCAGCUGCUCGAGCUGCUACGUGCAUUGCAAACUCAGUCUGGCCAGUCAGGUCAGGAUGCCAGUGCAACGGCUGGUCAACAGUCAAAUGUUAAGGGCUCUUCUCUGGAGACCUUGCCGUCUACGGAGGCUACGACGGUCAAAACCGCAGAUGCUUCGCAACAGCUCGCGCAGCUGCUUGGCUCGGCCGUGUCUUCCUUUGUGCCUCGGCAUCACGGCCCCUCCCAGGUGACUGCAGCUCCAUCGCCUGUGCCGCCGCGCCCUGGACCGAUUGACGGAACAUCACCUAUGGGUGAGCUCACCCCUGGCUAUUCGGGUGAGGACGUCCUGCGCGGCAAGUCGCCCAGAGCGACCUCCCAGACGCCUGCUGAGAGCAAAGAUCCUGAUAGCGAAUUGUCUAACACUGCAAACGACGCCGCGAAGGCUAGGCAAAGCAAGCGCUGUUACAAUUGUGGUAUACGCGGUCUUCGAAGCUGGCGUUUCGUCCAACUAAGCGAGGAAGACCGCGCCGACAUUGACAGUGUUGAAGGCUCUCAAGUGGAAGAAGACGAACAGGCGCGAAAACGGACACCUGCUGGCUACGAGCUUAGACGAGCUUGCAAUGCCUGCGGAAAGGCUUUUCUCAAGACUGGGCAACAUCGUGAGCCGAAGGGCGCCGACGUUCCUCGAUUGCCCCGGGGUCGUGCAUUCGAAGAAGCGUUGGCGAACGCGAUCGCGCUGAACGAAAUUAGCGACAGCGAGAUGGACGAGCUUGCGGCCAAUCAUCCUGGACUAGGCAAGCGAGCAAGAUCAGGCGGCCUUGGCCCACGAACUCUAAGUGGCGUGUGCGAAAGGGCCUCCAAGCGAACAGGUCUCGGACCAUGCCUAGCCCCGGACCUGGCAUCUGCGCGCUUCAAAGACUUCGUGAAAGACUCGCAAGGGCGUUGGCGAACCAAACGAAGCAUCCUGGAGAAUCCUGAGCUCAUCGCAACCGGUCGGCCUCCUGGUCGAAAGAACGGUGAGGCGCAAGGGCGAUCAGCUCAGCGCAUGGCAGCAGCGAAAGCUGUCAAGCAACGUGAAGAGAACGCAGCCAAGAUAAGCGCAAGCUCUCAGAAGCCGCCUACAGUCAAAGAGGCAGAUGCUGCAGAACAGCGCAUCGCUGCGACGACGAGCUCGGGCGCUCAAGCUGCUGCGCGCUCGCAUACAGAUACCGCGGCAACAUCUUCUUUCCGUGUGCCCAGGCCCGCUGGCGCUUCGGGACCUCAAACCAGUCCCAUCUUGCCUUCCGUAUCGGCACGUCUCAAUACGCCUAGGGGGUCAGCUAAGCUCGGAGGCAAAUCAGGUCCACCUUCUACGUCACAAAGCACGUAUGGAGCAUCUACUUUCCUCUUGGAGUCCAGUCCUGGCACUGCUUUGGAGACCCUUUUGAGUGAGGGUGAUUUUGAUUGGCAUGAAGUGACGAACAACGGCCCUGCUGUGCCGGUCAGAAGGAGUCCACGUAAAAACCCCAUCGGAACUCGAGCUGCCCACAAUCCGUUCGCGACCGAGCAUUCAGAAAGCACCACCGAUGCGAGCGAGGCGAAUCAUGUCGAGCUCAGUGCAGCUCACGAGAAUGCCGAGACGCCUCGGUCUGCCCGCACGUCUGGGUCUUCGUUGCCACAAAGUUUCACCGAGGCAGAAUUGUUCAAUCUCAUCACUACAAGUCCACUCACUCGAGGUCGUCUGCGGAGCGGGAACUACGAGCUGAUUUCGGAGAUCACGAAUGACGACACGAUCGACCCAACGACCUCAAGCGACCCUUUGACUCGCAGCAUCGAUCGCACAAGUCGCAUGCCCAGUAGCAGCACGCACACCACACCCGCCUCACAUCACAGCUCCAGCCCUUCACGAGCGUCGGAUCGUCUCACAAAGGGUCGAGUCGUCAUGACCGACAAGGAGCGCAUUGGAAGCGCGACCCGUAACAGAUCCCCAUCCCAGGCUCGAAAGGCUGCUCGUCAAGCGCGAGCUGCUCACGCUGGCGCUACGCUUGGCCCCUUCAUGGGCGUUGGACCAGACGAAUUGGGGUCUUCUGAUCAAGAGGACGGCUUGCCGGGCAUCGGCAGUCCGACGCUCCGCCCUGCGAAACGCAGGAGGCGGACCACACCCUUGACGACGGGUGGCAGCAAUAAUGAGCAGCCGGAUCGGACUUCGCGCCAACCAGGCGGGGAACGAGAACAGCAACACUUGGGCAGUCCGCAAGCUGACGCAGGCGACCAGACUGGCAUCGAAUCAAGUAGGACACAAGUGGCCUCGAGAGCCAUUCCCUGGAUCAGCGGCACGCCCUCUGCGCCCUUGAAUGGACCUCGUCCUGCUUCAAAUGUGGCGCCUGACAUUGACUUAUCCACAAAUUUUCCAGGCACUGCAAAUGUUCCCGCUGACCCUUCACCAACCGACGCUGGAAUGCGAGAUGACUGCACCACCCAUCUGCAGGUGCCGAUGACCAGUGCCUCGGCGUCCUUGAAGAUCGCCCGUCGACCGCUUCCAGCGACGGUAGAGGAUUGCCCUUCCUCGUCAGCAUCUUCCUCACCUCCGGAUGCCGUCUCGCCGGACUGGGAGGAGAUGGACUCUGCGUCAUUGCUGGAGCUAUUCGAUGACCCCUACGGGCUUCUCGCACGAUCCGGCAUAGGUGUCGAUGGGUCUGGCAUUAGCAUUGAUGCUUUCGGUGGAGGAGUCGAGAUCCACGACAACGUCGACUGGAAUCAAGAGCUCGACCUCUUUACGCAGAGUGGGGCGACGGGUGUCGCCGCGAGCAUGGCGAGCGGAGCUGUGGGUCGCAUCGGCACUAGCGGGGCCCACCAGAGAGUGGCACAUGAAAGCAAGGCUCCUCCAAUGACCCCAAAGAAGGGGACUCCAAGUAGAUCCGCUGCGAGUGGCCCGCCUCUCUCCACCCCCUCGAGGAAGGACACCUUGGUUUCUGCGCUUGCGGCUGGACAGAUCACCCCCAAGCGUGAUCUGAGUCCGAGGCAGAAGCAGCAAUUGGCUGCGAGCUUGUCGGCGACACCAGAUGCCAUCAGUGCGUUCUUCGCUUCCUUCGCCUCCAGCUCGCCAUCAAAGGUCGGGAGUCAAGCAUCAAAUGCUGCACCCACCAGUGCUCAGCAAGGCAGCAUGCCGGCACCCACUUUCGAUCUCUCCAAUCUGGCGUCUUUGCAUCAUGGCAUGGCGGGCAUCCCAGCAGCACCGCCAAUCGAUUUGCAAGAUCCUGCCAUAAAGGCUUUGCUAGCCAGCUUUGCGACCACAUCAGAUUCAUCUCUGCUCGCUACUGCACCGCGGACGUCACCGAGCAAAGCCUUGCCAGCGCCCUCUAGCAUCCACGAGUCAGGCUCACCGGUCGCUUCCACAUCAUCUGCAGCACUUCGGACUGAUCAACAUGCACCGUAGAGGCGAAGGCCCAUGCGCGAAAAAGAAAAGUCUUGUAGUAGUAGUAGAAUGCUGUCGGCGCACGCACCCUUGAUCGCUGCAUGCGUUGUACCAACAUUAAUACCAUGACCGCAUCAAC